CUUCACAAUGUUCUUGCACCCUGCUUAUCCUGGGCUAUCCUGCAAUCCUGCAUUGACUUAUGGUAUUUUGGUCUCCGGUCAUCCGACCCUUUCUCGUUUUGUAGCUUUGCUGGCCCAAGUAGAUUCUUCUCAUUUCCCCUCUUCUGGGACAGAGAUACCGCCCUGCCAAUCUGCCAUUUAUCCUCUUUGGAGCUCAAUAAUUCUUUCAUUCCCAUCUCCUUUGCCGUUUUUUUUCCUGAUGUAAUUACCCAUUUACGCGCCCAAUAUAUCCCAAUCAUCAAACAGCACCAACAUAUCUUUAUAAUCAUCAAAAUGGCUCGCAGUAGAUCGUCAUCUAGUCGAUGGAGGUAUGUGAAUCCGACGUAUUAUCUGAAACGACCCAGGCGCCUGGCAUUGCUCUUUAUCGUCUUCGUUUCUGGAACGUUUUUCUUUUGGGAUCGUCAAACCUUAAUUCGCGAGCACGAGGAAGAGAUAUCUAAGUUGAAUGGUGAAGUGAGUCGCUUGCAAGACCUGCUAGAAGAAUUAAAGAGUGGUCGAGUCAUUCCACGCGAGGUAGAUUUGGAUGGAAAAAGUAAUGAUGACAGAGCUAAGGAAAAAGAUGUGUUUGAUGAUCCAGCGGAUGCUCAGCGAAGGGAGAAAGUAAAAGAUGCCAUGCGCCAUGCUUGGAGUUCGUAUGAGAAAUAUGCAUGGGGUCAUGAUGAACUUCAACCACAAUCAAGGAACGGGGUCAACAGCUUUGGUGGCCUUGGAGCAACUUUAAUAGACUCUCUGGAUACACUUUAUAUCAUGGGACUUGAUGAAGAAUUUCAAAAGGCUAGAGAGUGGGUUGCAAACACUUUGGAUUUUAACAAGGACUAUGAUGCUAGUGUUUUUGAGACAACCAUAAGGUUUCUUUAUAAGAGUUGUAGGUGGACUUCUAAGUGCAUAUGACCUCUCUGGGGAUAAUACUUUCCUCAAAAAGGCUCAAGAUAUUGCUGACAGGCUUUUGCCUGCAUGGGAUACACCCACCGGCAUCCCUUAUAACAUAAUCAACUUGGCUCAUGGGAAUCCACACAACCCAGCAUGGACUAGGGGUGACAGCAUCUUGGCGGAUUCUGGUACUGAGCAGCUUGAAUUUAUUGCUCUUUCUCAGAGGACAGGAAAUCUAAAGUAUCAGCAGAAGGUGGAGAAUGUUAUUUUAGAGCUUAACAAAACUUUUCCUGAUGAUGGUUUACUUCCAAUCUACCUUAAUCCACAUAGCUGGAGAAAAUCACACUCAACAAUAACUUUUGGAGCCAUGGGGGACAGCUUCUAUGAGUACUUACUCAAGGUCUGGAUUCAAGGAAAUAAAACCGAUGAUGUCAUGCAUUACAGAAAAAUGUGGGAGACAUCAAUGAAAGGUCUCGAGAGCUUGGUGCGAAGGACAACCCCUUCAUCUUUUGCUUAUAUUUGUGAGAGGACUGGGAGCUCUUUUACUGACAAGAUGGAUGAACUUGCGUGCUUUGCUCCAGGAAUGUUGGCCUUAGGUGCUUCUGAUUAUGAUAGUCCUGAUGAAUCUGGAAAGUUCAUAUCAUUAGCAGAAGAGCUCGCUUGGACUUGCUAUAACUUCUACCAGUCAACGCCAACAAAAUUGGCUGGAGAGAACUACUUUUUUCAUAAAGGGCAGGAUAUGAGUGUGGGGACAUCAUGGAACAUACUGAGGCCGGAGACUGUUGAGUCGCUUUUUUAUCUCUGGCGUUUGACUGGAAACAGGACAUACCAAGAUUGGGGUUGGAACAUAUUUCAGGCAUUUGAGAAGAACUGUCGUAUAGAAUCUGGAUAUGUUGGGCUAAAAGAUGUGAACACGGGUGUGAAAGACAACAUGAUGCAGAGCUUUUUCAUGGCAGAGACCCUUAAAUAUCUCUAUCUUCUUUUUUCGCCGCCUUCAGUGAUUCCACUGGACCAGUGGGUUUUCAACACAGAAGCCCACCCUCUUAAAAUUGUGGACAGGGGGGGCUCUACUGGACAGUUGCAGCAUACAUCAGAGGUUAGAUCUCGCGGUAGAAGAGAAGGUCAAUUUGGUGGCGACUAGCCUAACUCAAACAGCUUUUCUAUGAAAGAGAUUGAGAUCUUGCUGAUGGACUGGAUGGAGCCAAUGGGAUACAAUUCAAACAUCAAUGUCCAGUUUUUUUUAAUGGCAGCAAUUACUGCAAGUAUUUAUAGUUGGGGUUGGUAUAGGUUAUACUAGUUUUUUAAAAUUUUUAUGUGAUGUCCCCGCCCGGCCUUCCCGGCUUUUGUGCACCCUUUUGGGGCAACCUGAUGUACUAUGCUAUACUCUUGCUUCUAUAGCUAUGUAUGUAACAUUUUUUGAAGUCCAUUGGGAACACGUCUUGAUGAUUAUGAAAAUGUUUAAUCACUGGAAGUCUAG
Molecule: messenger RNA, 2386 nt
Organism: Cuscuta europaea
Lineage: Eukaryota; Viridiplantae; Streptophyta; Magnoliopsida; Solanales; Convolvulaceae
Source: the annotation of a GenBank genome assembly